CAUCACCACAAAAAUGGACCCAAUCUCUGCAGGGUUCAACACCAAAUCCUUCACCCUCAAACUAAUCAAAGGGCCAUGGUUCAUGAUGUUCGCGUCCUUCCUUAUUAUGUCCAUGGCCGGCAUACCUUACAUGUUCGGCCUCUACUCCGGCACCAUCAAAUCUGUAUUGGGUUACGACCAAACCACCCUUAAUUUCAUCAGCUUCUUCAAAGAUGUCGGCACCACCGUCGGUGUCUUGGCCGGCUUAAUCAACGAAGUAACCCCACCAUGGUCCAUUCUUGCCAUGGGAGCUCUUCUCAAUUUCUUCGGUUACUUCAUGAUUUGGCUCUCUGUUUCCGAGAAGAUCCCCACCCAUGUCUGGCUCAUGUGCUUAUAUAUCUGUGUCGGAGCCAACGCUACAACGUUUGCUAACACCGGCGCCCUCGUCACCUGCGUUAAGAAUUACCCGCAACGGCGCGGCGUCGUCAUCGGAAUUCUUAAGGGCUACAUGGGGUUGAGUGGGGCCAUUGUUACGCAGCUCUACCAUGCGAUUUAUGGGAAAGAUGAAAAGUCGUUGAUUUUGUUGUUGGGUUGGUUGCCGGCGGUGAUUUCGUUUAUUUUCUUGCCGACGGUGCGGCGGAUGAAGGUGGAGCACGAGGAGGAUGAGCUGAGGGUUUUUUACAGGUUUUUGUAUAUCUCGUUGGGGCUGGCCGGGUUUUUGAUGUUGAUGAUAAUUUUGCAGCAGAAAUUUAGUUUUGGGAGAGGGGAGUACGGUGGCAGUGCGGCGGUGGUUACAUUUUUGCUCCUUUUGCCGAUUGCGGUUGUUGUUGCUCAGGAAUUCAAGGCGUGGCGGCGCUUGAAUCAGCCUCCGGUGGUUGAGAAUGGGCUUUCCUACACGCCGGGGACAGCGGCGUUGAAGAACACGACACCAAUGGCACUCCUCCCGAAGAAACCAAAGGAGACAGAACCAGCUAGCAGCACCAAAAUUCAAUGGUGGAAAAACGUGUUCAAUCCGCCAGAAAGAGGAGAAGAUUGGACAAUUCUCCAAGCUCUGUUCAGCUUCGACAUGUUCCUCCUCUUUCUCGCCACCGCGUGCGGCGUCGGCGGGACACUAACCGCCAUCGACAACCUCGGACAAAUCGGACAGUCACAAGAUUACCCAAAGAAAAGCAUAAGCACAUUCGUGUCGCUUGUCAGCAUAUGGAAUUACCUCGGCAGAGUAAUGGCCGGAUUCCUCUCCGAACAUUUGCUAAUCAAAUACAGAUUCCCUCGUCCUUCAAUGCUCACAAUCGUUCUUCUUCUUUCCUGCAUCGCCCAUCUUCUGAUCGCCUUCAACCCGAGCGGCGGCCUCUACAUUGCCUCUGUUUUAACCGGAUUCUGCUACGGCGCCCAGUGGCCUCUGCUUUUCGCCAUCGUCUCAGAGGUUUUUGGGCUAAAAUAUUACGCGACGCUGUAUAAUUUCGGGUCAGUGGCGAGCCCUGUGGGGCUUUAUUUGCUGAAUGUGAAUGUGGCGGGGUAUUUAUACGACAAGGAGGCGAAGAAGCAGCUGGCGGCGACGGGGAGGAUAAGAAAAACAGGGGAGGAGUUGAUUUGUAAUGGGACGGUGUGUUUCAAGCUGUCUUUUGUGAUUAUUACGGCGGUGAGUUUGUUUGGGGCUUUGGUUUCUUUGGUUUUGGUGUUGAGAACGAGGAAGUUUUAUAAGAGUGACAUUUAUCGGAGAUUUAGAGAGGCGGAGGAGGCGGAGAAGGCGGAGAAGGCGGAGAAGGAAGACGGCAGUGGGUUCAUAAACGGCGGCGAUAUAGUGGAGGACUCGAAACAGGGGAUUAGGCAAUGAUGA
Messenger RNA from Cucurbita maxima (winter squash), 1816 nucleotides. RefSeq lists its product as uncharacterized. Bases 14 to 1813 code for a protein of 599 amino acids. Lineage: Eukaryota; Viridiplantae; Streptophyta; Magnoliopsida; Cucurbitales; Cucurbitaceae. The transcript is spliced from 2 exons. Gene Ontology annotation, molecular function: transmembrane transporter activity. Gene Ontology annotation, biological process: transmembrane transport. The record is from RefSeq and is a predicted model, not a curated record. Gene Ontology annotation, cellular component: membrane.